Molecule: messenger RNA, 1829 nt
Organism: Oppia nitens
Lineage: Eukaryota; Metazoa; Arthropoda; Arachnida; Sarcoptiformes; Oppiidae
Exons: 4
Coding region: 44-1777 (577 amino acids)
Source: RefSeq, a predicted model, not a curated record
UUAAAUAUAAUAUAAUAUAUCAUUAUAUCCAUUGAUAACAACCAUGUGUUACAAUCAGAUAACUAAAUCAUUAUUAUUAACUGUAUCACCACUACUACUAUUGGUGACCACUUUUGUGAUUAUCGGCGAUACGGCGGCAAUCAGUGUCAGGGCCGCUACCGAUGCUGCCUAUUGUAAUCCAAAAUUACCGAUCAAACAGUCACUCAAUCUGGAUAGGUAUGUCUUUAUGGGACAGGGAUUAAAAUCUACCGGUUAUUAUCAGUUUGAUGGUAGCGGUAGCCGAGGUAGCAGCCGAUUAUGGCCAGUGGCCGGCGGCAAACAAAAAAAGUUUGACAUCGACUCGCUAUUUGGCAAAAACUCGUUUAAUUGGUUGGACACGGCUUUCAGUUUUACGUUUCCCGAUGACGGCGAUUGUGGCCGCGCCGGCAGCAACAGUGACCCGGCCUAUUGCCCGGCCAUCCGACGUGCACGGGAUCUGGUAGUGGUAAUCGGUCGACGCCACGGUAUUAUCGAUGGACACCGAGCCUACGGCUAUAUGACCUAUCGGGUGACCAACAGAGGCGCCGGCAAGACUGGUGGGGGUCUCAGUCUAUAUCCGGUCAGCGAUACCGACAGUACGGUCUGGGGUCUGGCCUAUAGCGGUUCAAUUAACGAAUCAUUUUGGCCACAACUAGCCGACGGCAGCGAACCUUACUAUCAUUCGGCAGUAUUUGUUGGCCACCGACGCGAGCUAUUGUUGUCCGUUUACGAUGGCUACCAGUCGGACAAUAAACUCAUGUCCCGGCGACUGCUAGCCGAUGGCCAGUGGUCUGAUUGGUCGAUAGUGGCCACAACUGGUUGCAACUUUCGCGGAAUGUUUGCCAUCGGCGGCAGUGGCAGUGGCGGCGGCGCCGGCGGUACUGCCGAUGAUGUCUACGGUUUUACAAAGACUAACGAUUUGUUUAAGUUUGUUUGGACGACACCGCGGGAGUCGACCGGAGCCGCGGAUUUGGACACUAAGCUAACAUUUGAACCAAUUUCCAAAUUGAAAGUAUUUCUCAACUGUUAUGCCAACUCGUCAUCACUGCCUGGCUUUAAGACACCGCCGCCACCGACAGUACCUACCAGUCCUGCCAGUCCUAACCCAAUCACUACUACUACUGGCGUCCACCCGGAGCUGAACGACGGUAUGAUCGCACCCGCCGUUCACGACAAUGCCGUCGUCACCAAUACUACCCACUCCUUGGAUGUUACCGAUGAUGUUACCGAUGAUGACGAUGAGGACAAUGAUGGCGGCGACAAUGGUGUCAAUGAAUACAACGAUCCCAGUCUGGAGGAUAAGCCUCUGUGGUCGCCAUCAUCGGAGGCCAGUGUCAGCGGCAACGGAAGUAGUGGCGGUGGCGGCGGCGGCGGCGAUGAUGUCAAUCAAAUGCAAAACAACGAAACCAAACUCAAAGAGCUAAUAGACGAGAUCAACAAACAGCCGCCGAUGGACGCGAUGGUCAAGUCGGCCGAUAUGACGCCCAUCUACUUGUUUGCCAUUGUCUUGCUAUUGAUAAUCGUUGCCAUUGUUGUGGCCAUUGUUAUCCGACGAAAAAAGUCUGCCCGAAGAGGAGUCAUGUAUAUGAAUCAGUCGACCAAUGAUGACAACGACGACAACAACGGUAUUGCCGACGACAACUUGAAGACAGUCGAGACAAUGCCAUUAAAAAGUAGUAAAACUAAUAGUAAUAAUAAGACAAAUACUAAUAAUAAUAUUAUAAUUACUAAUCAUAAGAGAAAAUCACAGCAAACUUAAAAAAAAACUUUUUAAAAAAGUUUUUUUGUUUUUGAAAAUAAUUUUAUAUAUA